AAGAAGAGUAGAUGUGCAGAAAGGAACAGGGGUCUGGCAUUCUCCUGGAACUACUUCUUACAGCCAAGAAACACAGGAGCUCCUGAAAGGCAUAUAUGCAUUCAGAAAAAAAAUCCCUGUCAACCUCAAACAUUUCACUACAUACGCAAUCCUCCCUCUAGGUGUGAGGAGAGAAAAUGGACCACUCAUGAGAAAUGUUAUUUAUAUUGCUUAAUGCACUGCUGGAAGACAUACAGAUGCUACAAGUGGUAAAAGAAACUGCACUGAAUAGAGAGAGCUCUACUAGCCCAUGCUUCUUAAACUGCCUUUCCUAUACCCACUCACUCAUCUUGCUUCCUCUUCCCAUUCAAAUCAAACCCAGAGACUGUUUCUGUUCCAUCUUUCUCUCUCAUGGUAACACACAAGCUGUUUUAACUCCCCCUGACCUAAGUAAAGGCAUUGCUUUUUCUCCAUAGCUAUGCCAUUCUGCACCCUUCCCUUUCUUGGUGAAUGCAACCUCUUGCCUCAUGUUUAGUCUGCAAGGUUUUCAGGCCAGGGACAGUCUUCUGUAUAUGUCUUGUAAAGUGUCUGUCUAAUCCAACCAGUUUAUCUGUCUCUGUCUUACAUAACACCCAUCACCAAGGAUACUUACGGAUGCUGGCACAUACUAAGUAAUAACCCACUUUUGUAACCCUUCUUCAACAGUUGCCAAAGCGAAAGGCAAAAAUCUCGUUAUUGCAGUUAAUCAGUUAAAAGAUAAUGACUGAUGGCUCCCUUGAUACUCUCUCUUUCUCACUUCUGUCACUGCAAAGCCUGGUAUCAUUUGCUUCCAAACCUGGGGGAAAUUUUACCUCCACCCGACCUUCUGUACCAUUUUAAAGCCAAAGCUGACUUUUCUUUGGAGACAACUGCCUCUUGGCUUUAUAGUGGAAACAUAAAAGUUUAAACCUUACCUUAUGUGAAGAGGCCUUUCUCCAGUGACCAUCAUAUAUGCUUUCUUGAAACUUUUGAAACAGUUUGUGUCAAUAAUAGCUCACAACAUAAUUCUACAAGCUAAUUAGUUGCAGUGAAAAAAUCAUUCCCUUUGCUCUCACUGUAUAUUUGCCAUUUUUUUUAAUUGUGUUCUGAUUGGAAAUGGUAGAUGGAAAUCAGGAGCCUCUAAUUUUUACAAUCAAGGCACUUUCAUUAGGGGCAUAAAUCUGGAUUAGAAAUUAGUUGGAUUAAAUAUGGAUUAGUUUUUUAAAGUGGGCAGAUAAUUCCACAGGCCAGAGGUGUUGUAUACUGGUUGGGCCUUUACUGAUGGUUCUUCUGUUUCAGUGAUGAUGCAGGAAUGCAGACUUACUAAUUUCCAGAAACGCCACCUUAUGGACUGCAUAAAACGAGGUGAUGCUCUGCCCAUCCACUGCAACCCAACCUCCAGCAAACAGCCAGAGCUUGCAAAGCCCACUUCUUCUCCACCAAAGCCUUGUCCGCCAGUGAGCUUGCUGGCUAGACCCCAUCUCCGACCUGCCAAGGUCUGCCAGGCAGGCGAUGCCUACACCCGAGAUAAAUUCAAACCAAAGGCCACUCGAGACUUGGAGAGGGAAAAGCAAAGGCUCCAGAACAUCUUGGCGACUGGGAACGACAAGGAGGAACACAAACCACAGCAGAAGCCAGUGCAGAAAAAGGAGGAGAUACCUGAACCUGACCGGUUUGAAGAAUUGGUGAAUGAAAUUCAAGAGAGGAAGGAGUUCCUGGAGGAGAUGGUGGCUCUGGGACAGGACAAGAAGUACCGAGAGAUCAUCCUCACUGAAAUCUCACAGAAACUGCGGGAGAUGGAGAUCAUUGACAAGAACAGGAACAAGGAAGCAAGAGAGGCAGUGGCUACAAACCUUCCUGUAGGGAGCCACUCUGAUUCCCAGAGCUAGGCUACGAAUGCAGAGCAUUCCCACCCAUUCUUUCCUUGGUCUUCCAGCAACUUUUGGAAGGUCAGAAACUGGCCUGAACCUGUCCAUCUAUAGCAGAUGCUCUGGAAGAAACAUCAGUGCCACCUGCUGCAUAGAGCCAAGCAUAGGGCAGGGAUGUUAUGGAUAGCAUAGGAGAAAAACUUUGUAAAAUCUUCUCCACUUACUAGCCUUCUUUCUCCAUGGGUGCAUUUUGUAGUAGAGUGUUAGAUGCCUGGGGACCUCAAUCAGGGAAUCAGAAUUUUGUCGUGUGAAGCCACAGGAGAUGAAGACCAGUGAUGCUGCAGUGACCUUUGAAAUAGAAUAAAGGAAGGCCCCCUUCCACCUUCUAUGUACACCCUAAGGGGGCAGGACACAGCUUUCCUGCAGAACAGACACCCAGAUGGAAAAUCUGUACCUUUUCUAUAAUCCCUGGGGGAAGGAAUCUCCGGUUAUUUCUGUACGUUAGUAUAUUACCUCCACCCACAUUACCACAUUAGUCUGCAUUACCACUUCUGUCAGUACAACUCUGGAAAGAAACCAUGUCAACUGCUACCGCAUAGCUGACAAGGACCAACCAUGUGGACUCACAUAAAUACAAACCUUGAAUUUGAACAUAAAUACAAACCCUGAAUUUGACAGUA
Molecule: messenger RNA, 2545 nt
Organism: Alligator mississippiensis (American alligator)
Lineage: Eukaryota; Metazoa; Chordata; Crocodylia; Alligatoridae
Gene: C4H22orf23
Product: chromosome 4 C22orf23 homolog
Exons: 6
Coding region: 1299-1886 (195 amino acids)
Source: RefSeq, a predicted model, not a curated record